This is a messenger RNA of Haemorhous mexicanus (house finch), 4829 nucleotides long. It is a transcript of the gene ROBO4, whose product is annotated as roundabout guidance receptor 4. The record is from RefSeq and is a predicted model, not a curated record. NCBI's taxonomy places the organism in Eukaryota, Metazoa, Chordata, Aves, Passeriformes, Fringillidae. Gene Ontology annotation, molecular function: protein binding.
AUGGCUGAGAUGUUUGUGUUCACCGUCACCUUCCCCCCCCUCGGCAUUUCCCGGCCCCCGCAUCCGGCUAUUGUACCCCCCCAUCCGGCCGGAUCCAGCCCUGGUGCAGGGGAGGAACCGGGAAUUUGGGAGGAAACGGGAAGGCUGGCCAGGGCCGGCAUGGCGGGCGGCUGGGAGACAGCGCUGGGCCUGGGGCUCUGCCUCGCCGCCCUGCACCGCGGAGGCUGCCGCCUCCCCAGCAUGGCCACGGCACCCCAAACUCCAGCUGUGCUGCGGGACAAUUUCCGCCUGCAGCCGGGUGAUUUGGUGACCACAGCGGGACAGGCGUUGGAGCUGGAUUGUGUCCCCCCCUCCGGGUACCCUGAACCCUACAUUACCUGGAAGAAGGACGGGGUGACCUUGGACUUGGUAGGUGGCAGGUACACGGUCACCAAGGGGAAGUUGCAGGUGGCAUCGGCACAACGGAGCGACUCCGGUCUCUACAUCUGUGUGGCGGCCAAUGCGGCAGGCAAGAGGGAGAGCCGGGGUGCCCGCGUCUCUGUGCUGGAGAAGCCAAGCAUUGUGCGGCACCCCAGCGACGCCGUGGCAGUGCCUGGCAGCACUGUGGAGCUGGGUUGCAGUGCCCGAGGUGACCCAGUGCCACAGGUGCAGUGGCACAAGGAGCAUGGAGACCUGCCCUGGGCCAGGCAUGAGGUGGACCAGGAGCACACUCUGCGCCUCUAUGCCGUGACGUCCGCCGAUGCCGGCGCGUACGUGUGCACAGCGCAGAGCCAGCUGGGCACCGCCGCCGCCACCACCUUCCUGCACGUGCAGGACCGGCCGGCCACGGGCCAACAGGACACAGUCCCCCGGGACCUGCUGGCCGUGCGGCUGCACCUGGACAACGGCACUGCACUGCCCACUGCCGCUGUCCAGCUCCGCUGGCAGAUGCUGAUGCCGGUGCCGGUGCCCGUGGGCUACGUGGUGCUGUACCGCAGCCUGCUCCCGGUCGCCACCUCCUGGGUCCAGCACGAUGCAGGCAGAGAGCUCAGCGCCAUCAUCCCUGCGCUCCGCAGGGGCUACAAGUACGAGUUCAAGGUCCGACCCUACACCGGAGGGACCCAGGGCUCAGACAGCAACAGCAGGCACCUCUGGAUACCCGAGGAAGUGCCAAGUGCAGCGCCCCAGCGUGUCACCGUCAGCCAAGAUGAGGCAGGGAACGGCACCGUGGUCGUGAGCUGGGAGCCACCUCCUCCUGAAGCACACAACGGCAUCAUCCGGGGCUACCAGGUCUGGUCAAUGGGUGAGGGCUGGCAGCAUCCCACCAACAGGACCGUGGACGGAGCCACCCGCCGCCUGGAAACCCUGCUCCCACACCCCGGGGCCGAAUUCUGUGUCCAGGUGGCAGCGUUCAACAGCGCAGGGCUGGGGGUCCCCAGCAAUGCCACGUGUGGAGUCCUGGGGCUGGCAGCAGGGAGCAGCAGGGUGGUGCAGGCACUGCGGCAGCCUGCUGUCAUCGCAGCCGCUGGUUCCAUGCUCUGGCUGGCCUUACUCGCCCUCCUCCUCCUCCUCUGCCAGCGCCGUGCCAGCCAGGACGCUGCAGCUCGCCACAGGCUGGUGGCUGGUGACUCUCCAUGGCUUGGUGGCCCCUGGAAACCCAGCUGUGCCCCCCGAAACCUCAGCAGCAGCAGCAGCCUCAGCAGCCGGCUCCUGGGCAGUGAUGGCAGGGACCCCCACCCCUCCACCCUCUCCUUGGAGCCGUCGAGCCUUGGCCCCCCCACGCCCCCCAUCCACAGCAGCCUCCGUGGGGGACACCCACCACCCCUCGGGGACAUGGGGUGCUGCAGUGGGGGGCACCCCGGGAUGCAUUCCUCACCCAGCACCCCAAACCCAGCACCCUGGGAGCGUGUUCGCAAGAGAGAGCUGCACCAAGUGCACAGCACCCCGGUGCUCGUAGCUGGCCCCAGCCACACCCCUGUCACUGGAACUGGAGGCGAGUGGGGGACAGAUUUUGGGCUGGCAGCCAGGCAGCCUCAGCAAAGGGGACACGAGGGUGACACCACCGCUGCCAUGAUGGACAGCAGGGACCCACGGCUACCAGUCUUCAGCUCUCCAAAACCACAUCGGGGCUGCACCUCUCUGGCCUCUGGUGUAACCACGUCACCAGUGACACCCCCGAGACCACCCCAUGCCUGGCACCCCCCAGUGACACGGUCCCCGACCUUUGUGUGCCCCAGGGACACAUCUCUGGUCACCAGGCAUCAAAAGGACACGUCCCCAGUCACUGGGAUCCCCAGGGACAUGUCCCCAGUCACUGAGAGCCCCAGGGGUGUGUCACCAGCCACCAGGAACCCUAGGAACAUGUCCUUGGUCAGUGAGCACCCCAAGGACAUGUUCCUGGACAGCAGGCAUUCCAAGGAUGUGUCCUCAGUCACCACCAGGAACAUGUCUCCAGCCACCAGGCACCACAAGGAUCCAUCACCAGCAACCAAGCACCAGAGGGACACAGUCUUGGCCGCCAGGCAGCCUGAGGACACCUCCCUGGUCACCAGGUGCCCCAGAGACCCAUUACUAGUAGCCAAGUGCCAGAAGGACAUCUCACUGUCCACCAGGCACCCCAAGGACGUGUCCCCAGCCAGCAGGCACCCAAAGGACACAUCCCCAGGCACAAGGCUCCCCAGGGAGAUGUCACCAGGCACGAGACUCCCCAAGGAGAUGUCCCCAGCCACUAGGCACUGCAGGGACAAGUUCCUGGCCUCCAGGUCCCCUGAAAACAUGUCACCAGCAGUAAGGCACCCCAGGGACACAUCUCCAGCCACCAGGUGUCCCGAAGAGGUGUCUCCAGUCACUGGUAACCAGAAGGACAUGCUCUUGGACACCAGGUACACUAAGGACAUGUCCCUGGCCAGCGGGCGCCUCUCGCCAGCACUCAGCGAUGGGGUCCUCACACAACAGCAGGUGGCUGAGGUCCUGGAGAUGGACCAAGACACUACCUGCUGCAGACCCCCGGCACCGACCACACCACGGUCCUUCUCACCGCCGCACACCUACGGCUACAUCUAUGGGCCACCAGCCUCUGAGCUAGGUGAGGAGGAGGAGGAAGAAGAGGAGGAGGAGGAAGAGGAGGAGGAGGAAGAGCACACAGCAACGGGGGGCUCACCAGGAGGGUCACUGCUGAACGGCUGGGGGUCUGUCUCGGAGGACAACUUUGCCAGCACCCGCUGCAGCUUGGUGAGCUCCUGCGACGGCUCCUUCCUCCUGGAUGCCAGCUUUGCCCGGGCACUGGCCGUGGCUGUCGAUGGCCUCUGCUACAGCCUUGAGGACACCGACGGGGCCUACGGGGGUCCCUCACCACCACCAUCGCCCUUGGAGCGGGUCUUCCCACCCGGAGUCCACUCUGCCACCUGGGACUGGUGGAAAGUACUGGAAGUCCCACAGAGAACCAGGACAGAGGCAGCCGUGAACAGCAGCUCACAGAAUGGUGGCCAAGGGUCAGGGAUUGGCAGCCAGGGAAGGUGGUGAGCUGCGGACAGGAGGGACAGGAGCGUGGCAGUCCCCAGGGCGCAGAACACAGCAAGGCCAGACCCCUUGGCUCAGCUAAAAUCCAGCUUUAUUAGGCAGCUCCCCAAACAGGGGCUCUUUACUAGGAAAAGCCACCCACAAAGGGUGGGUGGCACCUAGGUGGGUGGGUGUCCCUACUUAUUCAGCAUUCUUGUCCUUCCCAAGUGUCCUCCUUCUUCAACAGUGUCCCCAUCCCUCCUCAGCAUCCCCACCCCUUCCCAAAUUCCUCAUUCCUCCCCAGCAUCCUCAUCUUCUUCAAGAGUCUGCAUCCCUCUAAGUGCCCUUGUCCUCCCUCAGUCCUGCUCCUUCACCAGCACCCUCAUCCCCCCUAACUAUCCUUCUCCAGCCCAAGCACUGUUGUCCACACCAUGUCCUUGUCUUUCCCUAGGGCUGUUGACCCCCUGACCAUCCCCAGUCCCACUGACUAUUCCCAUUCUUUCCAACUGUCCUUGUGAUCUCUGAUAGUUCACGUCCUUCCUGAUCAUCCUUGUCCCACCUUUUCUAUCAUUGUCUCUCCCCAAUGUUCUCAUCCUUCCCAAGCCACCUGAGUGGCCUUGUGCUCCCUCUAAAUGUCCUUGACCUUCCUAAUCAUCCUCAUUCCCAGGGUUCUCAGCCCUCCUGAGUGUCCUCAUCUUUCAUCAGUUGUUUUGUCCCUCAUGCCAAAUGUCCCCACUGUCCUCAUCCCCCUACAGCCAUCCUCCUUGUCCCUUACUACUGUCCUUGUCCCUCCCAAGCCAUCUUGUUUUUCUCUUCCCUCCAGCAAUCCUCAAUCCCCUAGAAAUCCUUGUCCUUCCUCCAUGUCCUCCUCCCUCCAGGCAUCCUUGUCCCCCAGCAUCCUUGUCCCUCACCAGCACCCUCAUCCAUCUGCUGUGUCCUUGUCCCUCCCAUGUAAUCUUGUCCCCCACCAACUGUCCCCUUCCUUUUCAACCACCUCACCCCUCUCAGACGUCCUUGACCUUUCCCAGCAUCCUUGUUCCUCCCAGCUGUCCUUGUCUCCAGGAUCCCUGCCCCACUUACGCAUCUUCCUCAUCCCCCCCCUACUGCCCUCCUUCCUCUUCUGCUCAUCUGUCCCAACUGUUUCUGUCCCCAGGGUUCAUGCCCUUCCUUGAGCAUCUUCCUCGUCCCUCCUGAGCAUCCUUGUCCAUCCCCAGGGUCCUCAUUCCUUGUGAAUUCCUUACCCCACCCCAAGAAUCCCUGUCCCCCCUCACUCUGACGCCCGCUGGCCGCGAUCUCUGUGCAACCUUAUUUCCGCGGAGCCACUCAGAAAUUAAAGAACAUCCCUCCGUGUC